Messenger RNA from Chlamydomonas reinhardtii, 4775 nucleotides. RefSeq lists its product as uncharacterized. The record is from RefSeq and is a predicted model, not a curated record. The coding region runs from base 223 to 2991 and encodes 922 amino acids. The transcript is spliced from 7 exons. NCBI's taxonomy places the organism in Eukaryota, Viridiplantae, Chlorophyta, Chlorophyceae, Chlamydomonadales, Chlamydomonadaceae.
CUUAUGACCAUACCUAACGUCUUCUACUCGGAAACACCUGUUCUUGAUUAAAUCUGACAUUCACGAGGAAGUUGUGACACAGACUGGAAAUAGAGCCUAGCGAUGCUGUCACGCUUUAAAGCACUGACUGGGUCGCUGUUAAGCUAGGCCGGAAGCCUUGCGCGAAGGCAAGGUUUGACCAGGCUGAACCGGAACAUUGCAAAAUUGGGCAAGUCAAGCGCCAUGGAGGCAGCCGAGCAGCUGGCUCAGUCACAGUCCACGAAGUCACAGCCCGCACGGCUUGAUGGCCUGCCGCGGCGCCCGACCGGCUACUGCCGCUUCAGCCCACCCACCGUCCUUGUGCCGCUCGUAUCCUCGUGCCAUCCGCCGUGCCCUUUGACGACUGUUAGGAACAACUUCAACGAAUGGUGGCGCGGCUUCAAGGAGGCGACGGGCGUAAGGCCCCUGAAGCACGACAUCGAAUGCUUCUACUCUUCUACGGAGGCCCAGGCGGCAUGGGCGCAUGACGAGCGCCCGUCUAUCAAGGAGGUGUGCCAGCACUGCAAGGGCAUGCGCACAAAGGAGGAGGUGCGGGCCUACUUUAGGGAGUACCGGCUACGAAGGUCUCGGACGCGAUCCUCAACUGGCUCGGAGUCAUCCGAUGUCAGUGCCUCCGAGGAUCACACGCGCUCAGCAUGCACAGCUGCCGACGUUCACACUGGCUGCGGUACCGAUGAGGUCACGUCCCCGGAUCCGGAACGCAAGCGGCCCCGACGCCAUGCACCUUCCGCUGCGGGGGCUGGCGGUGGGCGCCCGCCGCGGCCGCCACCCAAAGCAGCGACGCGGCGGCGGUCGCCGCGGGGCCGCCCAAGCAGGCAGCAGACCCACCAACACCCAUCAGAGCUGGUGCGAAAGGACCUCCUGCUGCCAUCAUACUACUUCUUGGGCGCACAGCAAGCGUUGGCAGCGCGCCAGCCAGGCGGUGACUCGGAUGCCGCUGGCAGCGGCCAUGACACCAGCAAUAGCGCGCUGGCGACCAUUGCGCCAGCCAUUCAGGUGAACUACGAGGUGGGCCAGCGGCGUGGCACCCUGAACGUGGCCAGCAACGCGCACGCGGCGGACAUCAUCCCUGGCGGCGGCGGUGACAGUGCCGCUGCCUCUGAGAACGCGGAGCAGUACAGCUCAUUGCGACUGCAUGGCGGCGCAGCUCUGGACAUCGCGCCCUUGCAGCUGCACGAUGGCGCUGCGGCGGCCAACAUGACGUACGACUGCCGUGAGACACAACUCGGCAGCACCACGCUUGCGGCCGGUGGCCCCGGUAACAACGGCUCAGCUGCGGGCUGUCUUGCCCAGGUGUUCCUAGCAGCUGAUGACGGCAUCGCCUCGGCAAUGAGUGGUCAGCGCUGCGGAGCGCAAACCGGUGAGCAGCACCGCCGCCCCGUCACAGACAGACAGGCACAGGCGCAGGAGCCGCCGUGCUCCCCAAGAGCUGGCAACGCAUCUGGGCUUGACGAGAGCUGCAACAGCGAGGAGGCGGCAUCUCAGAGUGCAGGAACUCAGCACAGCCAGCAGCAGUCGCAUCAGGAUGAGGUUGCGCCGCGCGGCUGCGCGCGGUGCCGUAGCCACAGCGGACGCCCGCAAAGCGGCGACGUGUGCGCGGGUGCAGCACGCCAGUGGGAUAAGGAGGCGCCGCCAGUGGGUGCGGACAGGAGCAGCUGCUGCCAUCCGCUUGGAGAAGGCCCCUCCUGGCUGCACGCCGCCCGGCUGCCACCGGCGCCACCCCUGCCGCCGCUCUCUGUGAUGUACAGUCAGGCGGGGCCGUGUCACGGCUGGCCAGGGCUACCACUCGCCUGGUCUUGGGCCGGUGACGCAGAGCAUCGCCCGGACAUUGGCGAACAGCACACAUGCCAGGCGCCCUAUCACAGCAGGCCGACGAUGGGCGGCUUUGCUUCCGCACCACUCGGCCUCAGCUUCCCACAGCUUGCGGCAUUCGCGCCGCCGGCGCCUCGCAACCCGCCACCGGCACCCAAGGCACCGGUGGCGUGUAGCCGCGGCGAUGCAACGGCAAUGUCAUGCGGCGCUUGGGGUGGUACAUCGGCUGCGAGUGGGCCCGGCAGCACUGGCGCCAUGCUGGGUCCGUGUCCAUGCCCGAUCCACACGGGUGCUUUCCCAGGGCAUGUCUACAGCGCAGCCUGGUACCCUCCGCCUGCGUACGGGUCCUACAUGCCCGCUGGUGGGUAUGCAUACGACCCCUACGGGUGCUACCCAUCGAGUGCUGUUGGCUUGCCCUACCCACCACGCUUCUACCCACGGACCGGCGAGCCGCAACUCGCCCCGGCCGUGUUUACAGCCUGCACUGCUGAUGCCGCCGCUGCCAGAGGCGCCCCGCUCCAUGGACGCAUCAGUGCGUCCGGCAGCCCACUGGACGGGGGUAGUGAUGACGUGCCUGCGGCACCCGCGCGCGGUGCGCUCACGCUGCGCACGGCACAGCCGAGCCGGCCGGCUCCACCUGGUAGUGCGGCGCCGGCCGCAGCCCCCACAGCUGGCGCCGUCGACCUCCGCUGGUCACCCACUUCACCGAGUGCGGGCCUGACCAACAACUCGGUCUUCUGUUGGGCGAAAGCCUCCGCCGCAGUCGCAGCUGGGCACACCUCAGAGGGUCCGAACGGCGCGCCUGGCGCAGCGCCUGCGGCUGCACGAGCGCUCGGGGGCAGUCUGGCGGCAGCUGAUGGCCGGGCGGCUCCCGCAGCCCUCCUUGUCGGCGGCAGCAAUGGCGCGCCGGCGAGCUUCAAGCGUGGGCGAGCCCCCGGAAACACACCGACCCGCCCCAUAGCUGCGUUGGUCCAGGCCCGCUCCGCAGCCAGCGGCGGGCGCCGCAUGGAGGGGUGUGGUGGAGCCGUGGCGCGUGGCCAGCGACUUUUCGAAACGGAUGACCUUGGCGACCUGCUGAAUGAAGCGUUCAAUGGCGGCCUGUGGGAAACGAAGCAUCAGAUGGGCAGUGCGCGCUCUUGACUCUAAGAGGCAGCCUGCAGGGAUGUAUGCUUAUGCCGCAUGGGCGGCUUUCUAUGAGGAAUUGCGACUGUGUGUGUAUGUGUGUGUGAACUUCUUUUGUUUUGACUGAUUGCUGUACAAGCCAUGGCAACAUCUAGCGUAGCAUGCUAGCUUCGGACUGAGUACGGCACUGUGAGAGAAAAAUGCAACCGACACCGUGGCCCGAAGGAUUGCCACGUUAUACCCGCUUGCACUGCGCUGGCGCUGCAUCUGCUUUCGGGCUGGCCAUAUUCGGCAUGAGAGAUUCCUGUGUACCGCAUUUACCGAACUGGUGAUGGUGCAAUGCUAUGCAGUCUUGUCAUGAAAAAUGGUGACCGCAAUGAUCAACAUGACCAGGACUGUACGAGCGCGCUUAUGUGUGCUGGUUGGGGUUUGUGCCACGCAUGGAACCGUGUUGCGGUUAAAGUGUGAUCGACCUGUUGCACCGUUGAUGCCUGCAUUACACAAACAGCCGAUGGGGUGCACGCUUGAGCGUCACCCCAUGCGCGUGCUCUGUGAAAUUUCGGGUGCUGGGUGCUUAUCAUAUGCGAGUAUGUGCUCUGGCCACGCGCUGUACCAGGGUCUUGGUGUCUUCUUUUGCCGUGUAUGUCAUGAGAAUACAGUGUGUUCGAACCGCGCUGGUCGAGCAUCAUGAACUAGAUCGUGUCAAACUUGUCUUCGUAGCAGUAGUGGGCGAGACCAGAUUUUGUUAGUAUUUCAGCAGUAAGAGACGUUAGGGCAGUACCGUAUCCGCGUACAUGACAAAAGGAGCAGAGUGAGGCUGGACACGCGCAAGCUUGAGUGAUGGUUAUUUAUUGCAGGGCAGCAGGAUAGAGCAGGUAGCAACACGUAGCGCCCUGUGAAUGCCUGUAGGAACAGAGCGCACGGAGUUCAGUGCUGAGUGUUUAGGUAGUACGGCAGUGAUUGAAGCAUGGAUGGCGUGGCGUGGUGCGCAGCGUGCUCAUACGCACACCCGUCAGGUGUCUUUGGAACACGUAUGGAUGGGCCGGCCGACCUAGUUCAGUGAUGUGAGGAGCUGUUAGACCAACGGUCUGUUCAGCGCAAGCCCUCUUACACCGUUCCGGUUGUCGCCUGUGCUUGGCGUAGACCAAACACAUUCUUGCUUCGUGUGGAAACGCGGCGAGUGCGAGGGAACCUCGGAUGCCCCAGGUCGGCUGGGCAGUGGCAGUCCGCUGGCGAGGGUGGGCUGUAUGGGGGGUGUUCUUUCACCUGAGGACGGAUGAUAGUAGAGACGGAUCCCGUAUAUGGACACGUCGGGUGCGUCUGCUACGGGCAGAUUGGCCGCUGUGAAACGGCCUUGCGUGUGUAGUAGAAUCAACUUUGGAUGGCGGCGGACGGUAGCAGAAAGGGUUUCAAGAUAGGUCAGGACGUUCCUCGUGUGUGGGGAGCGGGUACGCUGUAGUGGUGAAAGCCACGGAUAACCCAUUGUGGGGAAGCAACACCCCUGAUACGGUUGUUCAAGCCCCAAGCCUACAGCCCUACGUAACGGUUGCGCUGCGUGCCGUUUGUCAAGGAAACGGGUAGGCGUACGGUAUGUGUCGGUCGAUGGCCGCAAAGGACCGAAGGUGGCAGCCGUGUUGUCCGGCACCUCUAAUUUACGGUAGCACCCUGCCCCCGAGAUCCAUCGGUUUGGGAUUCACAGCACAUUCCGAGUGUGAACUGAAGUAGGACGACCCGCCCUGCAACUGUGUGUAUGCCUCGGAUGGCCCCGGUCGGCUGGACAGUGAGUGUCAGUGUCAGUCCGC